Caenorhabditis sp. 36 PRJEB53466 is the source of this 6757-nucleotide messenger RNA. Lineage: Eukaryota; Metazoa; Nematoda; Chromadorea; Rhabditida; Rhabditidae. The record is from the annotation of a GenBank genome assembly.
AUGGCUAAUAAAAAGGUAGCAAAUUUUUCGAGUUUUUUACAGACAAAAAAUCGCUCAAAUCAGCUUCAGAACAAUCAAAAUAAGAAAAGUACGGAAUCGGCGGCGCCAAACGGAAACAUGACUCCGGCAGGCCAAACAGUGACGAGUACGCAGACUAUUGCGCCAAAUAAGGACUGUCCCCGUGAGUUGGACACUGGAAAAUGGGGACCAUUUGACGUUUUUAGAAGAAAGCAGGGCUGGGCAAUUGGCCGACCGUUGUAAUGCAUUUUUGACGCACUUGCAAUAUUCCGAUCGGACCGAAACUUUCCAGACUUCUUUGACAUAGAUUGAAGGCCAUUGGGACCAAGUUUUAGCUCGAUCGGAUCAUCUGGUCCCGAUUUUGGCCGAUGGCCCGGGCUUUCGGCCAACGAUCCACAUAUCUCGGGUCCAGAUGAUCCGAUCGACCUGAAACUUGGACCCAACAUACUUCAAUCCAAGUUCAAGAAGCCUGCAAAGUUUGGGUCCGAUCGGAUCUUUGUAAGUGGGUCAAAAGUCACAAAAAGCCUAGGCCGAAAUUUGCCCAGUCCUGCGUUUCUGAGAGUUGCGACUCGGACAGACUUUAUGGGGUUAUUCAGGCUGUGAAAAAAAUGAUUUUUUUCCGUUUUUUUUUCGUUUUUUUACGUCAAAAAACCCAAUUCAGCGGUGUAAAAAAACGAAAAAAACGGGAAACAAACAUACGCUGAAUAGCCCCAUUAUAAAGACUCGAAUUUCACUAAUUCCCAGUUUCAACAUUUUCGUAAUUUUGUACAUACCACUUCAAUGGGUUCAGGCUCUGAUAGCUUCGUUUCCAAAAAAAUCGGUUCUAGCAACAAAAGAGGGCUCGAUUUCCAUAGCAAACAAUGAAAUAAUCGAUGGGAACCGCUGGGCGGGGGGUCGUUCGAUUCGAAUGCAAAAGCGGAGAGAAAAUAAAUAAAAAUGAAAAUCGAACCGAAAAUCGGCGACGACGCGUCAUCGCUCUUUUUUGUUUGGGGCUACAAUAAAACGGUGUCAGAACGUGGACUUUCGCCCGACUUUUCCAGUGAAAAUGUAUCUUCUAACGAUUUUUCACUGAAUUUCGCACUAUUAUCUUGUCUCAAUUUACGGUUCCACCACUCGAAAAGUGCCUGCUGAAAUGUCCUAUUAUUUCUACGUUUUUUCAAAGGAUUUUCGCAUUUUUCGGCGAUUUUCAAGAGGAAGAAUUUCUGAGGGAAUUGGUAAGAAAUAUGAUAAAUUGACAAAAAAUUUUACGAAAGCCGAUUGAAAUAUUACUAGAAUCUAACCAAACAUUGUCUGAAGCAGUAAAAAAAUUGUCUUCAGACGCCACGUCAUCAGCAGCACUCCCGGUGACCGCUGCAACCCAGAAUUCGCCGUCGACGACGUCUUCUGGACAACAACAUCGUCUUUCGACGUCAUCAACGAACAGCCAGCCGCCGACGACGAAAUUGUCGCUGAAAAAGCCGCAAGUCGAGGUGGAGAAGGUAAUUUGUCGAACGUUCAGCUAUUUUUAGAGGAUUUGCAUUGAAAAAUGUGUCAUUGUAAGCACGAGAAAGUGCUCAUUCUGGUGAAGACUCUAUUGCAGAACGUGAGCGGUCCCAACCAGGGAACUUUCAGAGGAAACGGUCCAAAAGACCAUCGAGCGAGGGACAAGGAGAAGGAAAAGUGAGUGGACAAUAUCGAUUUGCGAUAAUUUCGAUAAUUUGACACUGCAGGAAUGUACCUCGACGUUAUUCCGUAUCAACCUCAAAAGCGCAGAUUUUUACGAUUUUUCAGCAGCAAAUUGCUGUUUCUACAGUAAUCUACCGUAAUCUGUGACCGGUGUAAAGGACGCUUAGAACAAAAAAUGUGCGCACAAGGGGAAAACAUUUUUGAGCGGGUGAAUCAACGGGAAAAGCAACGUCAACGUACAUUUCUGCAAAACUAUUUUACAGCUCUUAAAAUUCAUAAAAAUCCUUGUUUUUUUGUCUAAACUAAUGAAGAUCGCAAACUUUUUUUCUGCAGAUGUUUCCGGAGCGGAGGCCAAAAUCACACGGCUCAACAGAAUCAGCAGCAGCAGCAAAAUAAUAAUGCAAGUCAGAAUAAUCAACGGAAAAAAGAGUACAACAAGGUGGGACAUUUUUAUUGUAAACAAAUGAAAACAUUUGAACGCUAAAGAUCACGUAAUUCCGGAUAAAAAGUUUCAGAACAACCGUGAUCACUCGUCGCAAAGUCACCGUAGCGGCACGUACCAUCAGCCCCCGCCGGUGCCGCCAACUUCUUCUUCUUCUUCCACUUCCACUUCCACUUCCACUUCCACUUCCACCCCUUCCGCUCCCCAAUCGUUAAUACCGAUCCCACCGGGACCGCCGUCGGUUCUCGCCUCUUCUCUGUCGCAAAUGGAGAUCAAACCGAUAGGAUUUCCGCCGAUUUCGGCUCAACUGGCAUGGGAACUCGCGAGGGCGCACGAAUCGAAAGCGGCGCAGACGGAGCGGCAGACGAGCGAGAAGAAGCAGAAGAAGGAGACGAGGGGACCGGAGGAACGGACGAGACCCGCCAAGGCGAGCACGUUCAUGAGCAACGACCCAAAACUCAUGGAUACGGUCAUCGCAUACAAUGAGGUUACCUUUUUUUUCUAUGAUAAAAAAAACAAGUUGUUUCUGCCCAUCUCUGUUAGAAGAACGUGUUUCUCCAAAAAGUUUCGAAGAAAUGCUAAUAUUUCAGUUGAAAUCUUUGACGUCGUACUAUCGGGGUAUUGAAAUAUGAAUGCGCUCUGCUAAGAAACCGCUCCAUUUGUGAUCACGUUUUUGAUUGGCGCCGGGCUGACAUUCACUUUGAGAUUCCCCCGAUAGAUGCCCGGAUUGUUCCUUUGAAAAAAUCGUUUUAUUGUUCAGCACGACGACUGGAACAAGGUGGAAUUGAUGUGCGAGAUGCUCUCGUUCCUCUCGCAACCGGACCUCCGUCUGAUCGGCAACUGUGUCGACGGAAAGACGCGGCAGUACAUGCUGCAGAUGCGCCCCGUCGAACAAGUGGCCAACUCGGCCGAUCCGACCGCCGCACUGCCCCGAUUCAUCUGCGCACCGCCCACGCACACGCCGCACACGUUGGGAAUGCUGCAGUCGAACGAGACGAUGAAGAAUCAGCUGGUGCCGGUGAUCAGGACGUUCUGCGGCAACGAUGUCUCCGGAUUUCCGCUCACUCGAAUCAACACGGCGGUGUAAGCGCUUCUUUUGGAAUCUCUUUGGAAUCUUCCGAAGUUUUUCUGCCUAUUUUAGACAUUUCAUUUGACUAAUCUCAAAAAGCUCUGAAAAUGAUCGCACUGGAAAAGCACUUUUCUAAUUUUCGCGUUUUUCUUCAGUCCUCCCGGAAUACCAUAUCCUCCGCCGACUUCCGACUAUCAACUGCCGUCCUCAUCGCAAUCCUCAUCGAAUUCGAUCAAAGAUACAAUUGUGAACGGAGGAACGCCCACGACAAACGGAACCGCCCAGAUCUCCAAUGAGAAUAAUGCUGGUGAGAAGGAGUUUUGAAAAUUCGCAUUUUGACAGACUUGGCCUAGGAUCCGAUGAAGUUUUCUAGGCCAAGUUUGAAAAGGCGAAUUGUUCGAAAUAAGUUCAAAAUUCAGUCUGUCCUAAAUGCAUACUUCAGUGACGCCGGCGCCUUCAGGAACAAGUGCCGCACCGGCCGAAAAUGGACCGUCGAUGCUCCCGCCGCCCGGAAUUCCGAUCACGUCGAUUCCGCCGCCGACGACGACGCAACAUGUGAUUCAGCACUCGAACGGACCCCUCAUCCCCCAGGAUCCGGUUAUAUUUUUGAAAAAAGUCAAGGAAUUGAACGAGUAUUUCUACCAUCUCAUGUCCUGUUGCGACUCGAAUAAUCGCAGAUCCGCUAUCAAGGUGAGCACCUUUUUUUUUCUUUAAAAAUUCUUCAAUGUCGAGUCUACUGUAUAGCCGAUCGAGAAAACGAAUUUUUACUGAAAGAAUUUUGAAAUUGAAGUUAUUUGCAGCUCGCCGAAUACGUUUCCAAUGUGAUUCUACGCGAAAAAGAACAAAUAUUGGAGCGGAUUCCGGACAUUUUGGACAAAAUGGAAGUGCUCCAAGGCAUAGGGAAAAGUGGUAAGUUUUUGGCCUGGGGCAGGCUUGUUCAUUCAAUAUUUUGACAAAUUUGUCACUAAAAAUCGCUAAAAUUCAAAUAUCUUUGUACAGUCUCGGCAGUGGUCCAUCAUCCGGCGAUAUCCCUCAAUUUCAAAUUCCAAUUUGCCGACAUUCGCGACAAUUUACGUGCGCAAAUCGAGGGACUCCGCUCCGAAUAUUGGAAUUCGGAACAGAGAAAAAUGGCGGAAAUGGCGCAGAAAAGCAGGGAAAUGAGUGGGGGAAUCGGGCGGGAAACCACAGAAACGGACGAAUCCGACGAGGAAGACGACGAUGCCGACGAUUCAUUUGCUAGAAACGGUAAGCGCUGCGAUUUAUAGGGCUAUUCUUUAGGAUUUUGUGAUAGAAUCUUUUAGAACUCUUCUGAACAGGCCUGGGCGAGCGAUUCGCUCCACGCUGUCUGAGGAAAUGAUGACAAAAAGAUCUGGGGGCGAGGGAAAGGCGGUUAGUGUGCGAAAAGGUGAGACGCAGACGCGAAAUCUCUCGCGUCUGUUUCCCGUCUAGGAUUCCCCGAAUCAGAAGUGUCCCGGUCCGGAACCCGUCAUGCAGAUAGGUUCUGAUUCGGGGUAGCCUCUACUCGCCUUCCUCUCGCCCCCCACGUUUUUUCCCGUUUCAACCGCUAUCCAUGUUUCCUGGAAAUGUCGUUUACAAUGUAAAAAAAAACUUUACAUAGAUUAUCGAUUUGGACUGAAUCCGUUCUCGAAUGCACAGCCGACGAGCACCAAUCGGACCGCCUUCAUCACCAGAUUUAUCGGACGGCAAAUUGAGAAAAAUGAGAAUUUGUUCUGUUUGGAGGUGAGUUUUUGACGUGGAUUUUCACAACAACAAAUGAUUCAGAUCCACUGGAGCGACGGCGAUCGCACAUUCACUCAGAGAACUCGCGAGCAGCUGAAAGCGUUCCAGCACAGACUUUUGGACGAAUUCGGACAGCAGAGAAGCGAAAAAUUCCACCUUCCCGGGGUAACUUUUUCGAUCAUUCUUCUAGACGUUUGCUUUUUUUUGCAGAUGUCCUCUUCAAUUUCAUCGCUAAACGAGGAGAACAAGAAGCUGUCGACGAGCACGUCAACCAUGGAAAGUUAGUGAUCACCUAGAAAAUUUUAAGGAAGGGUCGGCUUUUCCGUCACCUCGUCGCUCCACCGCUUCUCUUUUCCGUCCUCCGAUCCUAGACGGUGCGGUUGGGUUGUACGUCUCGCAGGAAUAGAAGAGAGCGGCGAUUAUGUUGAACAUAUGGAUUUCCUGCAUGAUUGUGUGGUAGACUGUCCAUCCUCCUUGAAUCCGUCUCGAAAUCUCCUUGUCGAGUUCGCCCGUGGGGUCUAUUCAUGUAUUUGGCUGAAUCGGAAGAGAGCAUAAUUUUAAUGUUUCAAAAAUUUUUCAGGGAAAAUUGGGCAAUUUAGAAGCUUGAAUAGCAAACGGUUCAUGGUUGAAAUUCCGUAGAAAUUGCACCGAAUCCGUACUUGGAAUUUGCAGCGGCGUUUUACCCGUCCGGCGACCGCAUCGUGCCGCGUCUUCCGCACGACGCCACCGCCGCGCAACUCGUGCAGUACAUCAACGAAUUGUCGGAUUUGCCGGCCCGAAUGAUGAUUUCGGCGGUGAUUUGCGAGGAAUUCGAUGGAACACGCGCCAGAACCGAGGAUGUACGUUCUUCUCUCUCUCUCUCUCGCUUUUACAAAGUUUUCAGAUAAAAUAGCGAUUUUUUCAAAUUUUAAAGAAACAAUCUUAAUAAAUUAGAGAAAAGUUACAAACGCCAAUUUAGGAGAGAUUUGAAACGGUGAACAUUGGAUUUUGUGAAAUAAAUCACGUGAUCCCCGAAAAAGAAUUUCAAUACAUUGUUUUGCCGAUUUUGCAAAAAGCUUGUGUGUGAAGUUGUUGCAGGAGAGCGUUUCGGACGGCCUCAUAUUCUCUCGAUGGAAGAAUCCGCGGUCGCAAUCACCGUCACGAAUGCCCAAAAAAACGGAGGGAGCGGAGAAGACGAACGGACGGACGGCCCUUCCGUUCCACAUUCAGCCGUUCGGCUACUCGAAUAUUCCACAGAAUCAUGCACAGGUAUCCACUUUUUACUGCAAUUUUCACAACGAUUUUCGCAGAUUAUCUAUCCGAGCUGUUGCAACUGCGCUGGACAGCACGAGUACAAGAAUUGCGAAAAACAGACGUUGCUCGACAAAAAAGGUACGUUUUUUUUUUAAAUUUAAUCUACUCUUUCAACCAUUAUUACCCCUAAAAAAGCUGCAGUGGAGCAAAAAAUGCGUUCGGCGGCGGAGACGGACACCACACUGAUUUCGUCGUCGUCGCCCGUUCCGCCACUGACCAUUCCGCAACCGCCGCAAUUCCACGUGGAGAACACGUCGAUGCCAAUGACGUGCGCGCCGAGCCACUUUGGACACCACCAACAUCAGCAAAUGAUGCAGAACAACCUCUUCCACACCGCCGCCGGUACGGAAGGCUUCUGGAAGAAAUUGUAUAACGUUUAAAAAAGCAAAUUUCCAGGUCACAUGCGUGCUCCGAACGGCUACGAAGCGGUCACGGGCCAGCCGAUCCUUUUCGGCUACCCGCACAUUGCUCAUCCGCCCACUUCUGUCGCUUCCGGCACCUCCCAAAAUGGAGGGAAUUCGAAUUUUUGA